This is a messenger RNA of Anthonomus grandis grandis, 1534 nucleotides long. Its product is annotated as 8-oxo-dGDP phosphatase NUDT18. Gene Ontology annotation, molecular function: 8-oxo-dGDP phosphatase activity; magnesium ion binding; 8-oxo-GDP phosphatase activity. Bases 253 to 1266 code for a protein of 337 amino acids. The transcript is spliced from 5 exons. The record is from RefSeq and is a predicted model, not a curated record. NCBI's taxonomy places the organism in Eukaryota, Metazoa, Arthropoda, Insecta, Coleoptera, Curculionidae.
UAGUUUGUCAAUAAUAAACAGUUAUAAACUUUCACUUACUAGAAGCCUUGCUGCUGGCAUUUUUCUUAAUUAAAAUUUAUGUGUUAAUACCCACGGAGCAACAAGAAUUCCAUUGGAAUGCGUUGCACCUUAGGCAUAUUACCAAUAGCAUAACAUAACAGGUCAGUUUGUACUUCUUUCUAGGGGUCACAAUCUUCCGAGACCUUCCGCAUUCCGGUCAAGUUAUUUAUUUAAAUUUUUAAAAGUAUCACGAUGCCAGAUAGUGUAGAAACAAGUCUACUUAAGGUGCUUAAUGGGGAAGCACUAGUGGGCGAAGAAGCAGAAAUUUGCGAUUUUACAUUAGAAGACCAAAAUGAAGCUCUGGAGUCGCAAGGAAUACAACCUAGGAUUGACCCCAAUUAUAAGCCAAUCGUUGGGGAAACUAUUAACUAUAUUGUUGCUUGUGUCAUUUUGAAUGAACAUGGUGAUGUCUUAAUGAUGCAAGAAGCAAAACAGAGCUGUGCUGGGAAAUGGUACCUACCUGCAGGCAGAAUGGAAAAAGGUGAAACAAUUGUUGAGGCAUGUAAACGAGAGGUUCUUGAGGAAACUGGUUUAGAAAUUGAAUGCACCACAUUAAUUAUGGUUGAAUGUGCUGGGGGAAUGUGGAUUAGAUUUAUUCUUACUGGAAAACAAAUUGGGGGCACACUAAAAACACCGGCACAAGCAGACAAGGAAUCACUUCAAGCCAAAUGGGUUUCUAACAUGGAUGAACUGACUUUAAGGGCAACUGAUAUAUUAGAGCUUAUUGAAAGAACUAGAGCCUAUGCCCAUGCCCGUAAAAUAAAAGAUCCCACCUGGCACCUUGAUCAGCUACCCUCACUAAGAGCGUACCCUCAAAUAUUCUUAAGAGUUGUAAUAGUAAUUAAGAAAAAAGCAACUAACAGAACUCAUAUUUUGUUAAGUGAGAGGACAUCUUGGCAUCUACCCUGCUGUCAAAUCAAUCCUGGAAAAAGUUUCCAUUCCACAUUGAGGAAGUUUAUGGUUGAUUUGUUUGGUGCUGAAGUGCCGGUGCAUAAACCCCACGGCUUAUUAUCUGUGGAACAUGAUCCUCGUAACGGUCAAGAUGGUGCAUGCUUAACACUCUUAGUAUCUUUUAAAUCACCAUUAGAAGAGGUGCCAAUUAUAGGAAAAUGUGUUUGGCAUGAAGUUUCAAAAGACUUGGGAGACAAAUUAAUACAAAGGGUUGUAAACCGAAAUGCUACAUUCCCAAUCCGUGUGAUUAAAUAAAUCAUUUUAUUGAUCUACAAGGCCCUUAGAACCUUGCUAGUUGUGACUGACGAUAUUUGACGUAUUAACCCCUUUUAAAGCAAUGUCAUAAUUUCCAGGGUUUUUGCUAAAUAUGUUUAUUUAUUGUAUAUUAACUUGUUGAUUAUAAUAUGAAAAUUUUAUUUAAUUGUGUAUUAUCCUAUAUAAAGCAUUUAUUAUUGUUUAGAUUCGUCUUUAUUGCUAGUUGAUUGUAACACGUUGCUAUUUUAAAUAGAUUACUUUUUAUAAA